AUCCCGCGAGACUUAGCGGGCAUCUCCUCGAGGGAGCGAAAGCGAGGCGCCGUGGUGGGCUUUGUGUGCGUCGCGUGUUUUGUGCGUCAUCAGUGUGCGCCCGGCGGCGGCCGGGGAAGGCGGGUGGGCGUGGGGUUGGGUGCAGUGUCGAGGCCUGGGCAUGGAUGGGGGCACUGGGAUGGGGCAGGAGGACUGCUGCGGGUCCAGGCUUGGGCUAACGAGGCGGGGGAGCUCCGAGGACACCGUGUGCUGGGGGAGAGUGAGAUGUGGGGAGCUCUGAGACCCCCGCAGGCCUCUGCCCUGGAGCAGUGAGGCCUUCAUGUGCUAUGAAGUGCCAAAUGGUGUUGCUGCGGUCUGGCCCCGGGAGGGAGCUGUGUGUAGAGGUGGAUCUCUAUUGCUGUUAGUGAUAAAUAAUGAAAUACCUCUUCCCUUCUGUGCGUGGCCUCAGGCAGCACUUGAUGUCGAGCCGUGGCCUAUUUCACUGGUUGUGUGUGCCGCAGCCCGUUGUAUUUUAACCAUGUCUCUGCUGCUUUUUGAGGAGCAGAAGUGUUUUGUAACAGACCUGGCCUGUGCUCAUGUGCUCCCUCCCCACAGAGGCCAGGAGUUCGAAUCAUUACCUGGAGAGAUACAAUUUUGUUGUUGGUAAUUAGAUGGUGGGAUGCAGAGCUGUGCUCCUCUCAGUUCUCAACCGAGGUUUUGCCCGCUUUGAGCUGACCUGAGUGGCCACAGGAGGCACAGAGCAGGAUCUGUCCCCAGCAGCAUGCGUGCACUCAGUGAGCGCUAAUGGAGCCUUCACUUCAGCCACAUGUGGAAAUCAGGUCUGCGAGUCAGUGAGGCUGGCAGCGAUUAACAUGAAACCCUUCAGCACCUCAUGCGGGGUUUCCUGGGGCCAUUUUGCUGCAUGCAGUGCCUCUCAUUGCUGACCUGGUUUGCCCUUGUGCUAUGGGCUAAAGUGGGAGCAUGAGAAUAGCUCUGGGAUCUAACCCCUGUGAUGUGGUAUCACUUGCUAAAUCCCCCCUUUACACACAAAUGACCUGUUUUCUGCUGCCUGACUGCAUGGGUGCUGGCAGAGCCAUGGCCAUUCCUGAGGCUGCACUCCCCUCUGCUGGAAAGCCACAACCUCGCAGUUGAUCCUGCUCCAGAGGAGGCUUCACCUGGGAGAAAGCCCUGAGCCCAGUGGGGCAGCGGUUGUGCAGUGCUUGGGAACCUGCAGGCACAGCCUGGAUGCACACAUUGACUUUGGUGUCCCCUAAAUAUGUACCAGUCCCUGUCCUGGUGGCAGCGUGGAGGGACAGUGAGGACUAGGGUCUUCUGAGGACACGGUUCUGGGUGUGUGGAACUGCUCUGAACCCCUGCUUUGUGCAGGCAUUGUCACCAUCUCUGCGGCUGAUGCAGUGAUGAGGAGGAUGGCAAGUGGCUUCCCCCCAGGCUCAGCCACAGGUUUUCUGUCGGAGCCAAUGGCUCUGGCUGAGGAGCAGAUUAAAUUGUGCUCAGUGCUGGUGGAGGAGCAGUCCUUCACCCUGACCAGCUGUGAACUGAUAGCUGGAGAUCACAAAAAUUAACUAAUUUGAAGCUCACGUGGCCCCCUUGCUGGUGCGAGUGCGACGUUCCCAGCUUUGAGAAGAGCUUCAGCGCUUUUCCCCUCCCUCCCUGCGCGCGAAGUGACUGAUUGCGGUCACGUUGAGCCGAGUUCCCAGCGAGCUGUGUGACUUCCCUGCCUCUGACAGGCAUUCCCUGCCUGCAGCAGCCCCAGGCUCUGUGCACACGGGGACAAUGGAGGAGGGAUCGGGUGCUCAGGGUGCAGCCUGGCACGUCAGCAGCUCUGGCCCCAAGCUCCCUAGGCUGGAUGCGGCCGUGUGGGGCUGGAACCCCUGGGUUGUGAUGUGGGGCUCCUGGGCUCUGGCUGCGUUCGCAUCCCUGAUGCUUGUGGGACCGUAUUCUGGCUGUGCUGUGCAACCCAGUGCCUUUGACCACGUUUUUCUCAGCCACCUCGCUCCCCGUGGGGUGAGCUGUGCUCCCCCAUCAGCUGGAAAUUGCUGCUCAGCAGCUCUUGCAUCCCGCUUAGCUACAAGGGACAUGGGAGGAACUGAGGGAUGGGACAGCCCUGGCUGAACCCCACACCUGGGAGGCAGCCAUGAGGCCACAAGCAGCCCUUCUGCCCGGCAGCUCAAGCAUCCUCAUCUGAAGGUGCCUCGGGAACAGGCCUGGCAUUAACGUUUCUUUGAGGGCACGGUAAUUAUUUUGCAGAAGCUGGAGAGCAGCCAGCAGCCUUCCUUCACACUCAGCCCAGCUGAAAGAUGGGCGUGGUGUUGAGGCUGUUUCCUUCUCUUUUUGGCUUUGGCUGUUUGGAAGAUUGAAAUAAAAAAAAAUGAGGUGGCUGUGGUGCUGAUGGCUGACACCUAACACGGAGCUGCGAUGGCUUGGGGAAGGGGGUUCCUACCCUGCAUGUCCUCCCAUACUGAUUUCUUCACCCGAAGAUGCUCAGCCCAGCCCGGUGUGGAGUGUGCCCGGGAAGAGGGUUAAAGGGAGCUCGUAAACAGGAGGGGGACGUGGUCCCCCAUGUCCAACUUUGGACAUGGUCUGAUGGUGAUGGGAUGGGGGGGGGAAUGGCUUUGAACUAAAAGAGGCAGAAGUUGGGGCUUGUGGUCUUCAGGGUCAAUUUAGGCUCUCUGCUGUGGUUCUCUGAAUAUUGCAGGGCUGUCCUUUGCAGGGGGACCAGGGGCAGGGACGCACUGCGUGCCACCAGCAUUAAUUGGGUCAUGGCUUGUUAAUUGGAGCAUUGCUCAUCGAUUGGGGAUACCAAGGAUGCUGAGAGCCCAGGGGUCUCAACCACACUUCCCCCCCUGCGCAGUGCAGGUCCCUCACACCCGCUCGUUUCCCACGAGCUAAUUAAGAAUCGCGCAGCGCUCCACGAUGCCGUGCUGCCUACGGAUUGCAGUGAGCGGCAGCUUUGCUCCUCCCCAUCCCUGCUGCCGCUGACUCUGCCCACCAGAGCUGCACAGAGCAAGAAUGGAGGGGGACUUGGCCAGGAGCGCAGCCCGGCUGCCCGCGCUGCUGCUGGCGCUGCUCGGCUUCGCGCCAGAGCUCCUGUUCGGCCAGGUGCGGGCGCAGCCCCAGCAGGUGUCUGGCGUCCUGGGGGGCUCGGUGCUGCUCUCCCCGGUGCUGCCCCCCGGCAGCAGGGUGAAAGAGAUCGAGUGGAGCUUCUCCUCCGGUGCCGGUGCCACCAUCCAGGUGGCUGAAUUCGGCCCAGGAGGCUUCGAGCGCCCUGACCCCCAGGACCGCUUCAAGCAGCGCCUGGAGAUGCCCAAUGCCACAGCACUGAGGAUCGGGGCCCUGGAGCUGGCCGACAGCGGGGUCUACGGGGCACGGAUCAAACUGCAUCCAGCGCUGGUGGAGGACCAAUCCUUCAACCUCUCUGUCUACGAGUCGGUGCCGAGGCCCCGGACCCACAGCCAGCUGCUGGCCAGCACCCUGGAGUGGUGCAACCUGACUUUGCAGUGCCAGGGCACUGGCAAAGGAGCCGUCAACGUCACCUGGAGGAGGGACAACGGCCGCCAAGAGCUGGGCACCGACCGCUCGCAGCUGUCCCCGGAUGGCACCACGCUGCGCCUGGCCCUGCAGCCCGGCACCGCCAAUGCCACCUACACCUGCACUGUCAGCAACCCUGCUGACCAGAAAGUCGUCCCCUUCGACCUGCAGAGCAUCUGCCGCAGCGGAGGGGGACAGGUGUCCUUCUCCAAGUCGGGUUACAUCGUCCUCACCCUCAUCCUGCUGGCUGUCAGCCUCGGCGGAGCUUUCUGGUGCUGGCGGCUCAACAGUGAGAAGUCAGCGGACCCAGCUGCCACCCCCACGGCACCAGCCGAGGAGAGCCCCCCAGAGCCCCAAUACACCGAGAUCGUGCACCGCAGCCCCCCGGAAGGUAAUGACCAGGGCCUACGUCCCCCUGAAAACAACCCGGAGCCGACCUCAACGGAGAAAGCACCGGGCAGCACCGUGUACGAGCAGAUCCACCAGGAGCCAGAGGACACAGCCGAGGAGGUGACAUAGGCCCUCAGGCGCCGACAGCGCUGGAGCAUCAGGAUGUAACCGAAGGGCUGUAACGUGCGUUGUGUGCCAAACCCGACCCCUCUCCAGCCCCUGGUUUGGCUCCGGGGAUGGAGGUGCCAUCUCUGGGUGCAGCCAGCCGGAUGCUUCCCCACCCACCUCUGGUUUGUCCAACCCUCUGUCCAAAGCCCUCGUGGCCCCUUUGGGGACAUGGAGAUGAGCGGCAGUGGUGAGGCUGGGUCCCUCCUCCGGCACCGGGCUGGGACAUGGCUCCGUCACCCACACAACUGGGGGUCCCAGCCCCAUUUCUGCCAGCUGAGAGAGUGGGCUGCCCUGGAGCAAGAAGAGGGGAACCAAAACCUUUAUUUCUGGGGGGAGAGGGAGGGAUUGGGGUCUAGGGGAGGUAGAAUGAGUGGGCAGGGGCAGAUCCAAGCACUGCAGAUCCAGGACGGGACCACCUGGGGCAGAUUGCCCCCCACCCCCACUGCCCCCAGCCUCCAGCUCAGCAACCCUCCCCCUCGCUCCUGGGGUCGAGCAGACCCUGGUGGUGACAUCCCCAGGGUCAUGUGGGAAUCUGGGGGGGACCAAUGCCUGGGGGGGAGACCAAUGCCUGUGGGAGAUGUGCCCGCUCUUCCCCCACCCCAUAGCCAUUCCUGUGUCGCCCAUGUGCUGCCA
Molecule: messenger RNA, 4719 nt
Organism: Numida meleagris (helmeted guineafowl)
Lineage: Eukaryota; Metazoa; Chordata; Aves; Galliformes; Numididae
Product: SLAM family member 8-like
Exons: 7
Coding region: 3010-4047 (345 amino acids)
Source: RefSeq, a predicted model, not a curated record